Messenger RNA from Mytilinidion resinicola, 1110 nucleotides. Its product is annotated as ureidoglycolate hydrolase. The record is from RefSeq and is a predicted model, not a curated record. Bases 35 to 982 code for a protein of 315 amino acids. Gene Ontology annotation, biological process: allantoin catabolic process. Lineage: Eukaryota; Fungi; Ascomycota; Dothideomycetes; Mytilinidiales; Mytilinidiaceae. The transcript has a single exon. Gene Ontology annotation, molecular function: ureidoglycolate lyase activity; ureidoglycolate hydrolase activity.
CAACAAUACAGCUAAUCCCGCUCCAGCCACCACAAUGCCGCCUUCAAUCCCCUCCCCAACCCUCCGCAUCCCCAUCGAACUCCUCACCCAAUCCUCCUUCUCCCAAUUCGGCACCGUCAUCGAAAACCCCACCACCUCCCCCGCGCCGCCCUCCGCACGUCUUCCCCCUCCCCCCUCCGUCCUCGCAAACCAAAACACCGCCCGCAAAUACCUCGACGUGACGCACAUGUCGAACCUAUACAGCCUCGCCCCGAGCCGCAAACCCGCCCACGCCUCCAUGAACAUGUUCGUGUGUUCCCCGCGCGACCUGCGCCCACACGAGCCCGUAGCCAGCAUGCCGAGCUCCUGGGGCGACAUCGACUUCGACGACGAGAGCGGAGACGGGGACGCUGGGUCACGAGCCCUCUUCGACGUGCAUAUUUUAGAACGGCACCCGUUUACAACCCAAACGUUCAUCCCAAUGGGCAUCGGCGCAGCAGAGCAGACUCAAUACCUCGUCAUUGUCGCGCCCACCCUCCCGGCCUCGCGCCGCCGAACGGAUAAACAUCCGCCCUAUCCUACCCCCGAACGGGCUAAGAAGCGCCGCUCGGUGAGGGAGAUCUUUGCGCGGGCGCGGGCGAGCCCGUUUACGAAUGAGGCGGCGCCGCCGACGAGCACAUAUAGUCGGCUGCAUCCGAGCCAGCGGCCGAAGGGGCCGGGGUUGCCGGACUUGAGGAAUAUCAGGGCGUUUGUGGCGAGUGGGAAGCAGGCGGUGACGUAUGGGGCGGGGACAUGGCAUGCGCCGAUGGUGGUGCUGGGGGAGGAGGCGGUUGAUUUUGUGGUGGUGCAGUUUGUGAAUGGGGUUGGGGUUGAGGAUUGUCAGGAGGUGGAGCUGAAGGUGGAUGAGAGGGCCGAAGAGGGGAUUGCAGUAGCUGUGGAUACUGACGUUAGGGGAAGAAUUGUGGUAAAGGCAGGGCCAGGGGCUGUGAAGGCGAAAUUGUGAGAAUUUGGGACUUGCUUUAAGGAGUAGUUGGGUCAAAAACGGGUAUGUCUUCAUGGAUUUAUGCUAAUGUAAUGUAUUUCGUGGCAACCGAAAAAUGUAUAUACGAUAUUAUGAUUACGACCCCUUUU